Molecule: messenger RNA, 1069 nt
Organism: Nicotiana tabacum (common tobacco)
Lineage: Eukaryota; Viridiplantae; Streptophyta; Magnoliopsida; Solanales; Solanaceae
Source: RefSeq, a predicted model, not a curated record
GGUAAAAUAUUACGUUUUAGCGGUAUACAACACAUAUUGAACACCCUUUGUCGGGAAUUUUUUUUACUUCAUUCAAAUUUGAACACCUUUGGAAAAAAAUUUAGGUUCGCCACUGCCCUCGGUGCUCCGUUGACUAAGUUUUAUGAUGAUAGGAGAAAAGGAAUACUAUGAAAAACAGUUUGAGACUUUGAAGUCAUUUGAGGAAGUUGAUUCUGCAGUUGCUUCUGAUUGCAUUGAUGAAGAGGAUCUCGAAGAACAAGCUCAACAUGAGAGAGCAAUGAGAAUCUCCAAUUAUGCAAACAUUAUACUGCUUGCUCUCAAGAUCUAUGCCACAGUAAAGAGUGGUUCUUUAGCUAUUGCUGCAUCUACACUGGAUUCAUUGCUUGACCUCAUGGCUGGUGGCAUACUAUGGUUUACUCAUCUUUCAAUGAAAAAUAUUAAUGUCUAUAAAUAUCCUAUUGGAAAAUUGAGAGUGCAGCCUGUUGGAAUCAUCGUCUUUGCUGCUAUUAUGGCUACACUUGGUAUGUUAUCUGCUUUGACUUUGCAUUUGAAAUUCCAUUAUCGGGUUAGUGAAUACAUAGCGACUUUAGCUUACAGAAGACAUGGCCCUUGACAGGAGGAUAUGGAGGUCGAAGAUUAGGGUAGAAGGGUAAUAGGUCGUAGUGUGUUUUUCUAAUAUGUUCCAGGUUUAUUAGCGCGAGCUGACUAGUACAUUGUCUUCGAUUCUUAGAGUGCUAGUAUUAGGGUUGUUUUCAGUACUAUCUUCCGCUUCGGUUUUCUAGUACUUUGUCGUAAUACUGCUUGUUGCUAUUGCUUUCUUCCAUUUGUUUGUUUUCUCGGUUCAUACAUUGAUAGUAUCAUUUUCCUGGCCUUGUUGUUAUUACCUUAUUCCUAUUCUUCCUCUCGAGCCGGGAGUCUUUCGGAAAUAGCCUCUCUAUCCCUCAGGGUAGGGGUAAGGUCUGCGUAUACAUUACUCUCCUCAUACCCCACUUGUGGGAUUCCAUUGGGUUGUUGUUGUUGGGUUAGUGAAUACAUGUCAGUUUGGACAGGUGAGAGUGAGGCAUUGGAA